Messenger RNA from Zerene cesonia (dogface butterfly), 1722 nucleotides. Its product is annotated as ionotropic receptor 75a-like. The transcript has 14 exons. The record is from RefSeq and is a predicted model, not a curated record. Bases 1 to 1722 code for a protein of 573 amino acids. Lineage: Eukaryota; Metazoa; Arthropoda; Insecta; Lepidoptera; Pieridae.
AUGCGGGUAUCUGUGAAAAAUAUAGACAAUACAAACGUUGAUGACUUGCAACUUUAUUUAAACCAUUGGACGGUGCACACUGGAGUGCUCAUAGCAGGGUCAUGCAAUCAAACGAUUAACGUACUUGAGCUGGCUUCGAGGGGCGGACUGUUCGACGCAUCGCAUAUUUGGCUCAUUCUGGAUAAUGCAACCGAUUAUGGUAAUGCAAUGGCUAUAGAUGACGCUCUGCAGCGGAUGAAUCUUAGCGUCGAUGCUGAUGUCGUUGUUGCAACUAAUAUGGGGGACCGUUACGAGCUAAUGGACGUAUUCAACUUCGGCAAGAUCCAAGGAAACAAUUUGGAAAGGAAAUACCUCGGAACUUGGAGCGAGGAAAGCGGUUUGAACGUUUCGGCGAGCACAUUCAAAUAUUAUGAUCGCUGGGACUUCCACAAUUUGACGAUGCGCGCCGUCACUGUGGUUCUAGGUCGGCCUAAAGCAUUUGAACCUGAUAUGCUAACAAGCUUGAGUUAUACAAAGGGAAUAUCGGUGUUUACAAAAACCGCUGCCCAGGUCCUUGAGCCUAUUCGAGAAACACAUAACUUGCGAUUUAACUAUACGGUGGUUGGGCGAUGGAUUGGUACAGUCACCAAAAAUGCUUCAUUAGCAGUGAUGAAUACUCUCUACUGGCACGAGCAGGAUAUAGCUUGUACAUCGGCCAGAAUCUUCUCGAAUUGGUUACAGUGGGUCGAUAUUUGUCAUCCACCUGUGGGGAAAAUAGAAUCACGAUUUUUCUACCUCAUACCCGACAGAGGGAUAGGUAACUACGAGAACCGUUUCCUAACGCCACUCUCACCGGCCGUGUGGUGGUGUGCUGUUGGCGCUGGUAUAUUCUGUGCGUGUGUGCUCGCCGUGUCAGCUGCGAUCGAGAAGCGGCCCCGGCCCGGCGUUUAUGCUGUGUUGAGCGUGCUCGGCGCGGUCUGUCAGCAAGCAUAUGAAGAGGGCAUUCAAAUUAUAGAUGAACAACUUUCCAGCCAAGGUGGUCGCCUCACCAUGCUAGUUAUAGGAGUGACUAGCAUGCUACUAUACAACUAUUACACCAGUAGCGUAGUAUCUUGGCUGUUGAGUGCUGCUCCACCUACCCUUCAGGAUAUAGAUGGGCUUAUUAAUAGUGACUUUGAACUUAUAUUUGAGGAUAUUGGAUAUACCAGGGGCUGGUUUGAGGACGCCGGUUUCUUUUAUUAUAGUGGUUAUAAAAACCCAAAAGAAGAUGUGCUGAGACUGAAAAAAGUAACUAAUGCAAAGCGUUCUAAAGAAUUGUAUCAGCCCGUUGAAUAUGGCAUUGAACUUAUAAAAACUGGAGAUUUUGCAUACCACACUGAGCCGUACACAGCAUAUCAGUCUAUAUCUAGAACAUUCGAUGACGUGGAGCUGUGCAGGCUCGGCUCCUUACCAAUGAUCAACCCUUCACCUACGUACAUUAUGACCCAAAAGCGGAGCCCUUAUAAGCAAUUUUUUAAUUGGAGCUUAAUGCGACUGAAAGAGAGAGGUCAUAUAACCGCAAUACAGGCGCGCAUAGCUGGUUUCAUUGCAAUUUGCUCGGGUAGCACGCCUCGAGCGCUUGCGCUGGGUCAAGCUGCGCCGGCCUUUGGUCUACUUGCUGUGGCGGCGUUUGUGUCUCUCUUUAUACUACUGGGAGAAAUAAUUUGGUUUCGCUGGCUUAUGGAGACCGAGCUGCAGCCCUGA